Messenger RNA from Cooperia oncophora, 447 nucleotides. The record is from the annotation of a GenBank genome assembly. NCBI's taxonomy places the organism in Eukaryota, Metazoa, Nematoda, Chromadorea, Rhabditida, Trichostrongylidae.
AUGGUGAUUUCUUUGUUAUUCUUCUGGGUUUCUAGCAUUAUUAUCUUAUACUUUGCACUACAGGUACAAUUAUCUGGUUGUCGCCCCAUAUACACUCGGCAGAUCGACGAAAUAAUGCUACCAUUCCGGCGUCUUCAGUUAUCGGUUUCUGAAUUCGCCACGUUCAAAGCGGCGCUGUUUUUCAAUCCCGAUGCGCUCGAUUUAUCGAGUCAAGCUAAACCUCAUGUGUAUGAGGAGAGGAAUAGGUAUCUGAGUGCUUUAUUCACAUGUAUCACAAAUAAGCUCGGCAUGGCUGCUGGUGUUCAGAAAUAUGGCAGCCUUCUAAUGAUGACAGCCAGUAUACAGAAUAUUUUGGCUCAGAAUGAGGAGAACAUGCAAGUGAUGGAAUUGUUCAAGAAUUGGGAAGUGGAUCCAUUCGUGAAAGAGCUGUGUAUGAAACGGGCCUGA